AUGCGCUUCGCGUUGUUCCUGCUGCUGUUGCCGCUGCUACAGCACGCCAGCCUUGCCAUCGAUCCAACCUGCAGCGCGGCGACCAACCUAACCCGCGAGGCGCUUGCCUACCUGUCCGCCCUCCCCACGCGCGGGUCCGCCUCGUCGCACCGGUUGGGCACGUCGCUGCCGCUCGGCUCGUUCCGCGCGUCCUCGCCGGGGAACGCGCGCCGCGUCGCAGUAGCCGCGGCCGUCGCGGACGCGUGGGACGCGUACGCGGCGGCGGCAUGGGGCCGCGACGAGUUGCUGCCGCUGUCGAACGCCGGGGCCGACACGUUUGCGGAGGGGCUCGGCACGACCAUCGUUGACUCGCUCUCCACGCUGUACAUCCUCGGCGGGCUGGACGGACGGUAUGAGGCCGCGCGGGCGUGGGUGCUGGAGAGCCUGGACUUUGGGAAGGUUGGCAGGGUUGUAGUGUUUGAGACGGUGAUCAGGAUCCUGGGGGGGCUGGUGAGCAUCUACCACCUGUCAGGCGACGAGAUGUACCUCUUCAAGGCAGAGGAGCUUGGAGCAAGGCUGGCGGCGGGGUUUGAAACGCCGAGCGGUUUGCCGUGGCCAAGGUGCUAUUUGAACGAAACGGGAAGGUGCGAGCGGCACCGGCACAUGGAUGACGCGCUGUACCUUGCGGAGGUCGGGUCGGUGCAGCUGGAGUAUCGGGCGCUGUCGCAUCAUUCUAAGCAUCCGCUGUGCAAAAAGAUGCGGGGGGUGACGGAGCGGAUUAUCGACAAGCUGCAAACAGCGCGGUCGAGCGCGGUGCGGAUGAGCGGGCGGCAUGCUGUGCUGCUGCCGUACGCGAUGUUAAGGACGACUGGGAUGUACUGCACGAAUAUGGUGACGGCCGGGGCGCCGGCGGAUUCGUACUUUGAGUAUUUGGUCAAGGUGUGGGUGCAAGGGGGGAAGAAGGAGAAAGUGUAUUGGGAACUGUUUGCGCGCGUAGUGGAUAGUAUGGUAGAGAUCGGGUCGUACACGUCGCGGUACGGGGACACUAUCAUGCGGGACAUGCUGCCGUCGAGCGAUGACAAGGUGCACUUCUCGCACAAGAUGGACCACUUUGCGUGCUACAUCCCUGGGAUGAUCGUGCUUGGGCUGGACGGCCUCCGGGCGGAGGAGACGGAGAGGAGGGCACGGUGGGUGAUGUUUGCAGAAAACAUCACGGAGACGUGCUACAAGAUGUACGCGAAGAGCCCGUCGGGGCUUGCGGGGGAGCACAUCCGGCUGAACCAGGAGGAUAAGUGGAAGAUGUCCGGCGGGUACCAGCUGCGGCCGGAGGCCGUGGAGGCUUUCUUUUACAUGUGGAGAUUGACAAAGAAGGACAAGUACCGCGAGUAUGCGUGGACGGUGUUCGAGAGGAUUCAGCAGCACUGCAAGGUGGAGGGAGGCGGGUAUGCGGCGCUCCGCACGGCGAAAUCGAGACAUCCGAAGAAGGAGGAUGUGAUGCACUCGUUCCUGAUCUCGGAGACGUUCAAGUAUCUGUACCUGAUCUUUGGGGAUGAUGAAAAGGAGCUGCCGCUCGAUAAGUGGGUGUUCAACACGGAGGCUCACCCGCUGCUUGUGACGCCCGGGCUGUCGGAGGGGGUAGAAGAAGGGGAACGGAGGGAAGUGGCGGCGGAGAGUGGGCACGAUGAAUUGUAG
Molecule: messenger RNA, 1671 nt
Organism: Chondrus crispus (carragheen)
Lineage: Eukaryota; Rhodophyta; Florideophyceae; Gigartinales; Gigartinaceae
Product: mannosyl-oligosaccharide1,2-alpha-mannosidase
Exons: 1
Coding region: 1-1671 (556 amino acids)
Biological process (GO): carbohydrate metabolic process; N-glycan processing
Cellular component (GO): Golgi membrane; endoplasmic reticulum
Molecular function (GO): calcium ion binding; mannosyl-oligosaccharide 1,2-alpha-mannosidase activity
Source: RefSeq, a predicted model, not a curated record